CAGAUAAGGCAAAGGGAGGAAGACGGAGCUCUGCUAGGAGGACGCCGAACCUCUGGGCGGAGAAGAGGAGUGAGCCCCAGUCACACAGCUCAUCCCUGAGACCCAAGCACUGCCACAGUGAGAGAGAUUGGUUCGGUGUGCUCUCUGGUCAUUCCCAUGGCAGACACGACGCUGGCAGAGGCUUUGGCUAGGGAGCAGGGGGAGAUGAGAGGGAGACAUCAGACUCUGAGAUGGACACAGCCAUGCGUGAGACAGGCCGUGCACCGAGAGCCAAAGAAGUGGCCAAGAUCUGAACCUGGAGUACAAGCCAGAGCAUCAAAGACACAAAAUUCCCCUGAAAAUGCAGCGAGGGAAAGGAGCCGAGUGCGAAACCUGCGCCAGGCAUUCCAGAGCCUCCAGGCCGCUUUGCCAUCGGUUCCUCCGGACACAAAGCUCUCCAAGCUGGACGUUCUGGUCCUGGCCACCAAUUACAUCGCACACCUCACUGAGACGCUGGACCAGGGGGGAGCGGUGUGUGAUCAUCCUGCGCUGCACAGAGCUGAAGGCUACCUGCACCCUGUGAAGAAGUGGCCCAUGCGCUCUCUGCUGUACUGUGGGAACAUCGGCGAGCGACUACCAGGAGCAAACCCCAGUCAGGAAGAGUGUCAUAGACCCAGCAUCACGGCCGAGGUCCAGGCAGACUGAGCUGAUGUAGACGUCUCGAAUCAUUCCUAAAGCAAAAAAAAUUAUCAUUUAACAUGUAAUGUUUAAUAAUGGGGUGAAUUCAGAUCAGAUUCAAGUA
Molecule: messenger RNA, 781 nt
Organism: Ictalurus punctatus (channel catfish)
Lineage: Eukaryota; Metazoa; Chordata; Actinopteri; Siluriformes; Ictaluridae
Gene: tcf23
Product: transcription factor 23
Exons: 3
Coding region: 157-684 (175 amino acids)
Biological process (GO): developmental process; regulation of transcription by RNA polymerase II
Molecular function (GO): protein dimerization activity; DNA-binding transcription factor activity, RNA polymerase II-specific; RNA polymerase II transcription regulatory region sequence-specific DNA binding
Source: RefSeq, a predicted model, not a curated record